This is a messenger RNA of Trichoplax adhaerens, 1047 nucleotides long. RefSeq lists its product as uncharacterized. Gene Ontology annotation, biological process: sphingosine biosynthetic process. Lineage: Eukaryota; Metazoa; Placozoa; Uniplacotomia; Trichoplacea; Trichoplacidae. Gene Ontology annotation, cellular component: intracellular membrane-bounded organelle; cytoplasm; membrane. The annotation marks the transcript as partial. The record is from RefSeq and is a predicted model, not a curated record. The transcript is spliced from 5 exons.
CCACCAGAGUACCGUUACGUUAUUUUCGUGAAUCCUAAAAGUGGUACAGGAAAGUCACGUAAGAUCUUUAAAAAUGCCCCUAAGAGGAUGUUAAGAGAAGCUGAAGCCGAAUACACUUUAAUCACAACAGAAAGGCAAGGUCAUGCUUAUGAUUAUGUAAAGGAAAUGAAAUUAAAUCAAGUCGAUGGGAUCAUUAUUGUCUCUGGUGAUGGGUUAAUCCAUGAAGUUAUUAAUGGAUUAAUGAGCAGGGAAGACUGGGAGCAUGCAAUUAAGCUACCGAUCGGUGCAUUACCUGGUGGAUCAGGAAAUGCCUUAUACCAAUCGAUUUUAUAUGAAUCCAAUAUAACAAGCGCCAUGUUUAUGAUAAUCAAGAGAUAUACUACUAAAUUGGAUUUAGUCUCCAUUACAACACUCAAAGAUCAACGAUACUCUUUUCUAUCAGUUGGAUGGGGUUUACUUUCCGAUGUUGACAUAGGUACUGAAAAAUUUAGAAAAUUGGGCACGGCAAGAUUCGUUUUAGGCACAGUAAAGCAUUUAACGAAAUUAAAAUAUUAUCAUGGUAAAUUUCAAUAUCUACCUAAUCCAAUGAAAGCUACCGCGGGAGCAACCAAUAAUACUGAGUCUAAGGCAGGCCCGAAAUCGAUAUUGCCACCAAUAAAUGAAUCUUUGCCUUCUACUUGGGAAACAGUCGAAGAUGAUAUGGUUCUGUUUGGUGCAAUCUACUUGCCAUAUUUAUCAACAGACAACUUUGUUGCUCCCACAUCUCGGCUAAACGAUGGCAUUAUACACUUACAAACUAUCGAUUCAACUUGCAACAGAAAAACCAUGCUAAAGAUAUUAUCUAAACAGAAAGAAGCAGGCCAUCUAGGCAUGAGCUGCGUGGAGGUAUUUCCUUGCAAAGCCUUUCGUUUAGAACCGAUAACUAGCCCUGGAAUUAUUACUGUAGAUGGUGAAUGCGUGGAUUAUGGUACGAUUCAGGGAGAAAUCUUUCCCGGUUUAAGUCGAGUAUUCUGUCGUAGGGCUAAGUCUAGUAGCAGUAGUAGUUAG